Molecule: messenger RNA, 2171 nt
Organism: Camellia sinensis
Lineage: Eukaryota; Viridiplantae; Streptophyta; Magnoliopsida; Ericales; Theaceae
Product: serine carboxypeptidase-like 18
Biological process (GO): secondary metabolic process; proteolysis
Molecular function (GO): acyltransferase activity, transferring groups other than amino-acyl groups; serine-type carboxypeptidase activity
Source: RefSeq, a predicted model, not a curated record
AAUAAAGAUAAACAAGCCGAACUUUUGACCAGCCAAUCUUAUUCGAACUCGAGUUCGGUUCGUUUAUUAAACGAGUCUAAUAUUCGAGUUUGAACUCGACUCGUUUACUAAACGAGUCGAGUCGAACCUAUUCAUGAACAAUUCGGUUCAUUUGCAUCCCUAACAACAAUUAUAGAUUAUGGAUUAGUAGAAAUUUAAAAAGAAAAAAGAAAAAAAAGAAAAUAGAGGGAAAAAAAAUUAGCUUAUAUUUUCUUUACAUUUCUCUCAAUUUUUCCUUUCUCUUUCCAAAUGAAUGAUCCAAACAGAGCAUAAUAGACUUGCACAGCUAAUCCAUUGUACUGAUGUAUUUACAACCUAAAAAGAAAAAAUAAAUAAAAACAUGUGCUAAUAUAUAAAAGAGUAGGUGGUGGACUGAUAGGUGGAGAGCAAGCUAACCCUCAAUUUAACACAUGAUUAAGAAUUAUGAUGGCAGCACAAGCAUUGUGUCACACACUACCUCUGAUUAUAACAAUCUCAGAAACUCUAAGCAGAGCAUCAAAAUUUUCUACCAGCAAAACUAUAUUAAUAUGAGUCCAAUGUUGUUAAUGUUGCGUUUGAUUCUAGUCAUUGUUCUAUCCUACAUUGGUUUGUCACAGUCCAUCAUCAUCGAGACCCUCCCUGGUUUUCCUGGUUACCUCCCAUUCAAACUUGAGACUGGUUAUGUUGGUGUAGGAGAAUCAGAUGAAGUGCAACUAUUUUACUACUUCAUUGAGUCAGAAAGGAGCCCAAAAGAUGACCCCCUCAUGCUUUGGCUCACUGGAGGCCCUGGUUGUUCUGCUUUAUCUGGUCUCCUUUUUGAGAUAGGUCCAUUUACUUUUGACUAUCCAAAUUCCAGUGGGAACAAGCCAACAUUGGAGGUGAACCCAUACUCAUGGACAAAGGUGGCCAACAUAAUAUUUUUAGAUUCACCUGUUGGUACUGGAUUCUCCUAUGCAAAAACAUUCCAAGCUUACAACACCAACGACACGUUAGCAGCUGCACAGGCUUACAGUUUUUUGAGGAAGUGGCUUAUGGAUCACCCUAAAUUUCUCAUCAAUCCGUUGUACAUUGGUGGCGACUCCUACUCUGGCCUAAUUGUUCCAAUCAUUGUUCAAGAAAUAUAUGAUGGAAAUGAAGUCACCCAUGACCCGCCAAUGAACAUUCAAGGAUACUUGCUAGGCAACCCUUUCACGGACGCAAACUACCUGAAUUCAAGGGUAGUAUUUGCUCAUCGAAUGGCACUCUUAUCAGAUGACCUCUAUGAGUCAACAAAAGCGAAUUGCCAUGGGAAUUAUGUAGAUGUGGAUCCUAACAACACCUUAUGUGUAAUUGAUCUACAAGUGGUAGAGGAGUGCAUUGAGAAUUUAGACCCCGCACAAAUUUUGGAACCAAAUUGUGAUGAGAUGUCCCCAAAACCAAAUCUAUUGAAAUGGAAUCCAAACGCUCGCAAAGAAGAUCCCAAAGAUCUCCUUCUUUCACUACCUCCACUUCCUGGACCGUGGUGCCGAAAUUAUAAUUAUUUGUACGCGUACAUUUGGGCGAAUGAUAGAACUGUCCAAGAAGCUCUUCAUAUUAGACAGGGAACCAAAAAAGAAUGGCUUAGAUGCAAUAAGAGCUUAGAUUACACUGAAAAUGUUUACAGCAGUGUCAUCUAUCAUCAAAAUCUCACCACAAAACAUUGCCGAGCUCUAAUUUACAGUGGUGAUCACGACAUGGUUAUUCCAUAUGUGGGGACGCGAGAAUGGAUAAAUUUACUGAACUUAUCAGUUAUAGAUGGUUGGAAACCAUGGUUCGUUGAUGGUCAAGUAGGCGGAUUCAGAGAGAUGUUUACAAAAAACUCAUAUAUAUUGACAUUUGCGACUGUGAAGGGAGGGGGUCACACAGCUCCAGAGUAUAGGCCGAAGGAAUGUCUUGCCAUGGAUUGGAGCACAUAAUAGAGAGGAGAUUGUGACGCCUAUUGCUUUGUGGAACUCCCAACCUCUUAUCCAUUAUGUGCAUUAUUAUAUGAUCUAAUUUUGUUUUGCAUCGUGCUCUCUCACUCUUAUACUGAGUUUGAGUUAAGCGGAGCUUAGUCCAAGUAGUCCUAACUUGUACUUUGAGUAAGUUUGGGACCAGCUAAAAUAUCUAGAAAAGUAAAAGAAUUUUUUCUUUUA